UCAGGUUUCUUUGCCAAUGAUGAGGUGCCUUUUCUGUCUUGUACUUCUCUUCUGUCGUUUGUGUUUUCCCCAAUACCAAGCAGUUACACUUUCUGAUUUCCUGCCACCACCUUUAUCAGUCACUUGCUCAAAGCCGGAAAAUCGUGUUUAUCAACGACAAGACAAUGACCUCCGAAUCUCAUGUCUCUGGGAUGGAUAUAUUGUGAUGCAGUACUCAAGAGUGAAUUCUGGGAAGGAAAUCAAUCAUGGAAAGGAAGAGCCUGACUUCCAAUCCCCUCCUUACUGCCAAUGGUACCGAGAUUCCAUCUUGGUAAACACUACAAAUCACUGGUCAGGUCAUCUGACGCUGGGUUCAGGCCUGACUGGAGAAGGUCCGCAUCCACCAUGGGCUUAUAGUCAGAUCACAGUACAGUGUACAUCAGCUAUGUGUGAAGCACCUUUGUGCUUUUACCACAAUCUGAGUAUUCAGGUCUCUGGGCAGGAUGUCCGUCUCUUUCUAUUCUGGCCGCACACAGUCCCAGUUUUUGAAUGGCAGCCGGUUCAGUUGGGUUGGUGUGCACGUCUUAAGAGUUCCACAUGGAUCUACCACUUCAGGAGUCGAAAGGGUAGUCCUGCAGACAUCCUCAUUCCUAGCAACCAAUAUAGUGAUCCGCCUCCAUUUGCUGCUUACCCUAAUGCAGAACUGUAUCAAGUCUGCCGGUCAUACUACAACUACCACUUGACCGUACGCUAUCCCCGCCGUGGAAUCCACACUGCUUCCGUCAGUAUUGAGGAUGGACCUCCAAUCAGCCUUAGCAUGGAUUUCUUUGUGGAACCUGCUCUGCUUCACGUCUUUAGCGCAAAUUCUAAAUUACUGAGCCACCCACAUGGGACACUCCACCUUUCUUGGAGAUUUCUACCACUCAGCCAAGGGACAGUAACUUAUAAACUAUUGGAUAUGCAAGGUAGAAGAGGGUGGUCUCACACCUAUAACUACAACCCUUUUUCACUCCACAGCAAUUUCUGCGCUGUUCACACACCACAUAAUUCCAAGGAAAAGGUGGUGGCUAGCAUCUACUUCCAUACCAAUGAAAACUUGACUGAAGAGUUGACAGGAAAACUUGAUUUCUCUAAUGAGACUCUGAUUUUCAGCGCAAGCAGUGCAGCCCCUAUUUAUCUUACACUCAACCCAGCAAAAAUCAAACUGGGCACAUAUAUUGUUAGCCAUACAUUGGGACUGUUCUAUUCUACUCAAGAAAGUGCCACUGGUAAUAAUUCCAGUUCUCACUAUAUCUUUUACCAGCAAGCAAGCUUCUCUUACCUGUUCAUUGCUGAAUUUCUACAGCUACAAUUAUUCAGGUUCAGCAUGCAUAUAUAUCUGAACCGAAACGGAACUCUGUUCAAAUCUCUAGGAGAAAAAGAGAUUGAUAUUCAUGUUUUCAACAGCAGUUCUCUCGAAGAAAGGCUUUUCUAUAUUGUAUGGUUUAUUCCAGUGCAGCACCCUCUACUACAGUGUGAGUGGACUUUUAACUUGCAGCUUUUUGAUUCAAGAGUUAAGUAUCCCAUUCAGAAUGAUACCUUUACAUACCUAGAUCAAGUCAGAAAUGCUACACAUUUCAUUCCUGAUUCUUACUUGCCUUUCAAUCCUGCCAUGUACACUGGAUUUGUAGCAAAAGUGAAAUGCACCAGCAAUUACUCUAUGCCAAUUACUUUAAAAGCUACAUUCAACACUUAUGCUUCAAAAAUAAUAGAAUCAAGGAUAGCCUGCCAAUAUCAACAUUGUUCUAUUACAGAUAUUAAUAUCCAGAAGUCUAGCACUUCUAAGCAUAUCAUGCAUUAUACUCAAGGGACAGAAUUUACUGUGACUGCUGAUACACAGAUAAAUUGCCCAGGCCAGAAACAAACACAUAUCGUUUGGAACAUCUAUAAAGUUCCGAACAUGGCACAUACACCCAACUGGUCAAAACCUUUUAACCCACCUGGUAUCGGAAAAAGAAAUGUUGCCACAUUAAAAGUGCCUAGUUCUAGCUUAGAUUGUGGAUUGUAUCUCUUUAAUUUCACCAUGAAAUUAACAUCAUUAGAUACAUGGGAUACCAAAAUAGCCUCUGAUUCAGUGUUUAUUGAGAUUGGGCCUGAUAACUUAGUGGCUGUCAUUGAUGGAGGCAAUUUCCGGACAGUGAGAUUUUCUGAGCAGUGGACACUCAAUGGAUCGGCGUUCUCUAAUGGUAAUGCCAUUCAGCCCUCUGAAGAACUAACAUUUACUUGGUAUUGCACUAAACAAAAAACAGACUAUAUAUCAAUGACUCUAAGCAGAAAUAAGAAAUGUCAUCCAGAUCAGGUAGGUUUGAAAUGGAUAUCUUCUUCAGAUCCAAUUCAAAUAGUGCAACCCCAAACACUUCCAGGAAAUACUUUGUAUUAUUUUCUCCUGAUGGUUCAGAAUGGUAGCAGAACAGCUCAGACUGAGCAAACAGUGUCUGUGCAGGGUCACUCUGCCCUAAUCCUGAAUGUCACUUGUAUUGAAAAUUGUGGUACAUCAGUAAUUCCAACAGAAAGAUUCUGUCUUUCUGGGAAAUGCCUGAAUUGUAAAACUAUAAAGCCUCUCUAUCGUUGGUCACUGCAUUCAGCAAAAUCCAGCGAAAUAGAUUUUGACUGGUCUUCCAAAACCACAACAGGACGGUCAAAUUCAUAUCUACGCAUAAACGCUUUUGCAUUUGUAUCCAGGGCAGAGCAGUCGUAUAUUCUUAGUCUGACCAUCGUAACAAAGGAUGGAGAGUCAGCUACCUACAAGUACUUUUUCUAUGUUAAUGGUCCUCCACAGAUAGGAAAAUGUGUUCUUAAUCCAAGGACAGGUACAGCAUUCUUAACAAAAUUCAUUAUUCAGUGCAAUGGAUUUGAAGAUAAGAAUGGGCCUCUUACAUAUAAAGUAAUAGCAGCAGCUAAUCAAAAGAAAACUGGUACUAUUUCUUCAAUAGAGAAUAGUACUUUGGGAAUAAUAGUAUAUGCUGGUCAGAAACAUAAAACUCCUCACUUUUUUCUCCCAGUUGGUAUGCCAUCUGCAAAUUCUGCCUUGAUAAUAUAUGUUCAAGUAUAUGAUUCCCUUGGCGCCUGUUCUCAAGUAACUUUACAAGCAACUGUGCGCAAUCAAAGAAAAAGUAAGUCAGCUGAUAUUGUUCAUCAGAAAUUAUAUGCUUUACUUGGUAGACAAGAUGUUCCUAUGACAAACUUGCCACUAUCAGAAAAUCACCUUAAAACAGGUUAUUUUAUAUAUACAAUGGCCUCUCUUUUAAAUAACGUCAAGGUUUCAUCUACUAUUCAAGGCUCUAAAACUGAUUUGCGGCAAACACUCCUUAAUAUGAUUGCAGGUAUACCUACCAUGGAUGUACAGGAAAUAAACCAAGUGAUUUUGAGCAUUUGCCAAGUGACAUACGAAACUUAUGAAAUAAACAGAGAAUCACAACUGCUUGCAGUCAGAAAACUAAAAGAAGUCAGUGAAGCUCUAAAAAGGCACAGGGACAUAGGUUCUAAGCAAACCGAGAUCCUUGGCAGUGGUAUUUUCACUGGGCUGUCUAAUGUGUUGACAGCCUCUCUCCUGAGCACUGGAAACAGCAAUGUGGCUGUUGUAAGAGAAACUAUUUUGGUGAUGGAAAUUUUAGCAGGUCUAAUCUUACAAGGUAAAGUCCCUGGGGAACACGAAACCCACAUGGAGACCAAAUACUGGACCAUCCACUUACGGAAAGAUGAGAAGUGGGACGUUUCUGGAAGUUUAUCGGACAAAAAAUACUGUAGAAACUGUUUUCAUCCCAAAUUGAAGGAGAGCCAUCAUCCCGAAUUACAGGUAGAUGCUAUAGUUUCCACUGCUUUUUAUGAAUUUGAAAUCAAUCCCUUUCCUUGGUUGCUUUUUACAAAAGACAUUGGCACAGUGGUGGCUGGAUUCAAAAUGACGGGAACCAAAUCUAAUGGUGACACAGUCAGCAUCACGCCUGAUGUAGCUGAGGUCAUCAUGGCUCGAAAAGAUGGGGGACUCUUUGACUUGACUAUAGGACCAGACAAAAAGCUCUCUAAAACAACUGGAGGCUUUAGUUUUGAAAUAAGGAGAGGUUCCAAAGAUGUUUUUAUCCAGAUUGUAUCUAAAAUAAAGAUUACUUUCCAGGUAUUUAUAUACCUAGGUCAUAAUAUCAGUCACCCUCCUGUAGCUAUAUAUAUUGUUUCCCACCACAGUCCCCCGAUAGCAAAUAAAACACAAAAUAAUAUUACUGAUUGUGAAAUUAAGGCUCCAUAUAUACUUUGUCUUCCUCACUCAUUAUUUUGGCCCCAGGUCAGCAACAAUGGAGUAGACAAACUGAAUAUUUCUAUUGUCUUACAGUCGCACCCAAUUGUUCGAGACCGAACAACAAAGAUUGUCCGCAUUGCUCUUUUUGCUGCUGAAUGCCUGGAUCUGGUCGGCAUUCAGAGCCAAUGGAAAGAAGGAACGUGUAGCCUUGGCCGCCAGACCAGCUGGUCCAAGAUACAUUGCAUUUGUGAAGCAAGAGAACCCACCACAAGAAAAGCCAUUCCUAGGCCAGCAGAGACCUCUGGCAUUAGAUUUUUGGCCAGCAAGGUAGCUCUAUUCCCUAGUCAAGUUGAUAAAGAAAGAUCUCUUUUAUCAGAGACUGGCCAAAAUCCUGUAACAUGGUGGACAGUAUUUGCCAUCUUUAUCACCUACAUUUUUUUGGCUAUCUAUGUCUUAGGAAAAGAUAAAAUACGCAAGAGGGACUGCAUCAUAGACUUGCCAGAUAAUGAUCCCUUUGACAAGACAAGAUACUUACUUACCAUAUACACAGGGAGCCGUCUACGAGCAGGCACGCAAGCUACUGUCUUUAUUCAGCUGACUGGCCAAAAUGGGGUCAGUGAUGUGCACCAAUUAAAGCAUCCUCUGUUCCCAAGAAACUUCCGCCGAGGAGCUAUCAACACUUUUCUCCUGACUACAGAGAUGGACUUAGGAGAACUUUCUUCUCUUCAUGUUUGGCACAAUAAUUGCUACUUUGGUUCUAACUGGUACUUAAGUCGUGUCAAAGUCCAAAAUACGGAUACUAAGCAGUCAUGGCUAUUUAUGUGUAGAAAGUGGUUCGCUCUUGGCAAGGAUGACUGCCAAAUAGAAAGGACUUUCCCAGUGACAAACCCAAAUGUACCCUUAAGCACAAUCGAUACUUUUUUAAUCAUGGUUAGCCAUGGAUUAAGUAAUGACCACCUGUGGCUGUCUGUCUUUGCUCAUAGUAUUGAUGACUCUUUCAGCAGAUUCCAAAGGCUGUCUUGCUGCUUAGCAAUACUAUUGAGCUCCCUUGUGUUUAACAUUAUGUUCUUCAGUAUUGAAUAUGAGCAACAUGUCCAUUUAGUAGAUCUGCAGACCUUAAGAUCUAUAAGAAUUGGCAUUCAAAGUGCUUUAAUGUCCAUCCCUGUGGAGCUAAUAGUGACAACCUUGUUUAAGUACUCAGUGAAGAAGCAUUCAUGGUGUAACAGAGAUCCUCAGGUAAAAGAAAAGUCAUCCUUUCUAUCAGAAAGCUCUUCUAAAGAGGCCAGUCUAAAAGAUGCUCCACUUACAAAGAAGAAGUCCAAACCAUUCUCACUCAUGGAUCUCAAUGCCAAUAAUAAUGCAGCAAAAAAGGAAACAUUUUCUGAGAAAAUACAGAAACCACAACUUCUUUUAUGUUUUCUAGUCAUCGCUUGGUCCUUUGUAUUCUGUACAUCUGGGCUGUCAUCAUUUUUCAUCAUAUUACAUGGCUUGUCUUAUGAUGAGAAAACAUCAUUCGAAUGGUUAAUAGCAUCCUUGACAUCAUUUUGCUUAAGUGUGUUUUUGUUUGAGACUGUAAAGAUAGUUGCAAUAUCGGCAUGGAAUACUGGUUCUGCAAAAUUUUGUGCAAAACUCCCAUGGUUACGCUAUCCAGAUAUCCAGUUUCAUGGGAGAAUUAUGACCAUGGAAGAGAUGGCACAGUCACAUCGUGAGCUCCUCAGACUGAGAGCUUCCAAGCAAUACCAGCCAAUAAACGAGGAGGAACUCACAGUAUUGCGAAGGAUAGAGAAGAUUAAAAAUCUGGGUUAUAUUUUUGUAAAGAAUAUGCUCUGUCAUCUAGUUUUCUUAACCUUAAUUUUAAAUGCUACACACCCUGCCGAAAUCACUAAUAGUUUUUAUUACAAUCAACUUAUGUAUAACAGAUUUUCUGUUGGCUUAUCCAAAGUACAUACAAUAGAAGACAUUUACAAUUGGGUGAAGGAUAUCUUUGUGCCAUUGAUACACAAUGAGUAUCAACCAACCUAUCUUUUAAAUACUUGGUCGAAAGUCCUUGGAUUGCCCAGAAUGAGGCAAAUUAGAAGUACAGAUUCUAUAUCAACAUGUUAUUUUCCACAUGGCUUGGCAAAUACAUACAUUUUGAGUGGCACUCAUUGCCAAAAGAAAUAUGGAAUUGACCCAGAAGACCAGACUAACUACUUUGGGUCAUGGGCAAUGCCAGUCAAUAGUUCAGUUCCCAAUGAUAGCAGUGGCUUUUUAGGCUUCACCUUUGAACAUCCCACUACUCAGUGGGAAUAUAACUCAUAUGGAGAAUUAAAUAGCUAUCCAUCCAGAGGAUACAGUUUUUAUUUUUUCCCAGGAGAACCAAAAGCUAAUUCAACAACAAGGUUAAAAACUUUGGAAACGAGCAACUGGCUUGAUGAUAAGACCUGGGCACUAAUUGUUGAAUUGACCACUUUUAAUCCAGAUGCAGAUCUUUUCUGCAGUAUUUCUAUCAUAUUCGAGUCUUCUGAUAUUGGUUCUGUCAACAGUAGUGUGUCAGUUCAUUCUUACAGGCUUCCCCUUUUCAGUGACCAAUCCAAAAGUCAAAUUUUGUUGUUGUUAGGCACUAUAUAUAUGCUGAUAGUGUACAUUGCUGAUGAAUGUCGUGUGUUGUAUCAAAAAAGGCUGAGGUAUAUAAGUACAGCUGCCAACAUAAUCAACUUUGGAAUUAAGACAACUUGCACUGUUUUUCUAGUGCUACUUCUAUUCAAAUUUAAGCUAGCUUUUGACUUAGUGCAGUUUUAUUUACAACAUCAGGAACGGUUCAUUCCUUUCCAUGCAGUUUCUCAAUUUGAUCAAGUCAUCAGGAUAAUUAUGGGAUUUUUAGCUUUUCUCCUAGUUUUGAAAAUGUACCGCUAUUUCAGAUUUUUGUAUGGUGUACGCUUGGCCCAAAAAUCCUUAUAUGCAGCUAUACCUACAAUGAUUAAUCUGUCUAUAGCAGGGGGCAUAUUUUUUUUUGCAUAUAUGUCACUUGGGUAUCUAGGAUUUGGACAACAUGAGUGGAAUUUUCAUAAUGUAAUUUACUCCUUUUCUACUAUAUUAUCUUAUUGUGCCUUGGCAUUUAGGAACACUGAAUUUUCAUCUGAUGAGUUUCUGGGAGGUCUUUUCUUAGGCUCUUUUAUGGUGGUAAUGAUUUGUGUUUUUGUCAACUUAAGCCAAGUUAUACUAAUAUCUUCCCAUGUUGACAUGAAAAUACCUGUCUAUGAACACCAUUCACAUGAAGCAGAAAUCAUAUAUUAUAUAGUCCAGAAAAUUUACAGGGGAUGGUUUUUUGCUACUACUGGUUCACAGACCACAACAGAAACACAUAUUUUCAACCGUUUACUAUUUGGAAAACCAAGAAGAACUUUCAGGUUACUAGAUUGAGAAGCAGAGUAAUCAAUAAAAAGUUUAGCUUU
Molecule: messenger RNA, 7683 nt
Organism: Pogona vitticeps (central bearded dragon)
Lineage: Eukaryota; Metazoa; Chordata; Lepidosauria; Squamata; Agamidae
Product: polycystin family receptor for egg jelly-like
Biological process (GO): detection of mechanical stimulus
Cellular component (GO): membrane
Molecular function (GO): protein binding; calcium channel activity; calcium ion binding
Source: RefSeq, a predicted model, not a curated record